Pogoniulus pusillus (Red-fronted tinkerbird) is the source of this 5127-nucleotide messenger RNA. It is a transcript of the gene CLASP1, whose product is annotated as cytoplasmic linker associated protein 1. The record is from RefSeq and is a predicted model, not a curated record. Gene Ontology annotation, cellular component: kinetochore; mitotic spindle; spindle microtubule. The transcript has 41 exons. Gene Ontology annotation, molecular function: kinetochore binding; microtubule binding. The coding region runs from base 356 to 4891 and encodes 1511 amino acids. Gene Ontology annotation, biological process: mitotic spindle assembly; establishment of mitotic spindle localization. Lineage: Eukaryota; Metazoa; Chordata; Aves; Piciformes; Lybiidae.
CAGCGGGCGCCGCCGCCGGCACUGACCGCCGUCCGGCCCCCGCCCCGCCGCCACCUCCCGCGACGCGCCCGGCAGAAUGGACUGCUGAAUUGGGAAUUACUGCAGACUCAACAGGACAGCACUGCUCGUUGCUUCAUCUAUUACUAGUUAUUUAAAUUGGACUUUUAAUAUCCUGACAGCUGCUGUUCACACACACAUGGUGCAUUGUUGCCAUUCUCAAAAUUGCAUCUUUGAAACCCAGACACUCAGUAACCUUCAUCGAACAAAACGGUGACCUCUUGCAUACGUUCAUAGAGGGGAUUUUUGGACCUGCUGCCCUCUAGCUUUCUCCUUGGUGCUGUAUUUCCAAGACACUAUGGAGCCCAGUAUGGAGUACUGCUUAGCGCAGGUGCUGCAGAAGGAUGUUGGGAAGAGACUUCAGGUUGGCCAGGAAUUGAUAGAUUACUUCUCAGAUAAACAGAAGUCAGCUGAUCUUGAACACGAUCAGACCAUGCUAGAUAAAAUGGUGGAUGGACUGGCCACUUCCUGGGUAAAUUCCAGCAAUUAUAAGGUGGUUCUUCUGGGAAUCGAUAUCCUUUCUGCCCUAGUGUCCCGCUUGCAAGAUCGCUUCAAGGCCCAGAUUGGCACAGUGCUGCCAAGUUUACUUGAUAGACUGGGAGACUCGAAGGACUCGGUGAGGGAGCAAGAUCAGACCUUGCUGCUGAAAAUCAUGGAACAAGCUGCUAACCCUCAGUAUGUGUGGGACAGGAUGCUAGGAGGAUUCAAACACAAGAAUUUCCGAACGAGAGAAGGGAUUUGCCUCUGCCUUAUUGCAACGCUCAAUGUAUCUGGAGCUCAGAGUUUAACACUGAGUAAGAUAGUGCCACAUAUAUGUAACUUACUUGGAGAUCCAAACAGCCAGGUUCGAGAUGCAGCAAUAAACAGCCUUGUUGAAAUUUACAGACACGUUGGUGAACGUGUAAGGGCUGACCUCAGUAAAAAAGGACUACCCCAAUCUCGGUUGAAUGUAAUUUUUACAAAAUUUGAUGAAGUCCAAAAGUCUGGAAACAUGAUCCAGAAUUCAGUCUGUCCAGAUAAAAUUUUUGAUGAUGAAGAUUCUGUGGAUGGGAACAGACCUUCCUCAGCUAGCUCCUCUACGUCCUCAAAGGCUCCUGCGAACUCCCGCAGAGUGGGGAUGGGGACUACCCGCAGACUUGGGUCUGCAGCUCUGGGCUCCAAGUCUUCAACAGCCAAAGAGGGAGCAGGUGCUGUGGAUGAAGAAGACUUUAUUAAGGCAUUUGAAGAUGUCCCAACGGUUCAGAUUUAUUCUAGCCGGGACCUUGAGGAAUCCAUAAACAAAAUAAGAGAGAUACUGUCGGAUGAUAAACAUGACUGGGAACAGAGAGUUUCGGCGUUGAAAAAGAUCCGGUCCCUACUUUUGGCUGGAGCUGCAGAAUAUGAUAACUUCUUCCAACACUUAAGACUCUUGGAUGGAGCAUUUAAAUUAUCUGCUAAAGACCUCCGCUCUCAAGUAGUACGAGAGGCUUGUAUCACAUUAGGACAUUUGUCAUCGGUUCUGGGAAACAAGUUUGACCAUGGGGCAGAAGCCAUCAUGCCAACAAUUUUUAAUCUAAUUCCAAAUAGUGCCAAAGUUAUGGCCACUUCUGGUGUAGUAGCAGUUAGAUUGAUCAUUCGACAUACGCACAUCCCUCGAUUAAUACCCAUCAUAACCAGUAAUUGUACCUCCAAGUCCGUUGCAGUUAGAAGGCGCUGUUUUGAAUUUUUAGAUUUACUGUUGCAGGAGUGGCAAACGCACUCCCUAGAAAGACACAUAUCAGUGUUAGCUGAAACAAUAAAGAAGGGAAUCCAUGAUGCAGACUCUGAAGCCAGGAUAGAGGCAAGAAAGUGUUACUGGGGUUUUCACAGUCACUUCAGCCGAGAGGCAGAGCAUUUGUACCACACCUUGGAGUCUUCAUACCAGAAGGCCCUGCAGUCACAUUUGAAGAACUCUGACAGCAUUGUGUCCUUACCACAGUCGGAUCGCUCCUCUUCCAGCUCCCAGGAGAGUCUCAACCGUCCGUUGUCUGCCAAAAGAAGUCCUACUGGAAGUACUACAUCUAGAGCAUCUACAGUAAGUACAAAAUCUGUGUCAACACCAGGAUCUCUGCAGCGAUCCCGCAGUGACGUCGAUGUGAAUGCAGCAGCUAGUGCCAAGUCAAAAGUGACGUCUUCUGGAGCAUCUACCCCCUUCAGUUCUGCUGCAGCCUUGCCCCCAGGCUCAUAUGCAUCACUAGAUGGUACUACUACUAAAACUGAGGGUCGGAUUCGUACGAGGAGACAGAGCUCUGGCAGCGCCACAAGCGUCACCUCAACACCUGCCGAUACCCGAGGCCGCAGCCGGGCUAAAGUAGUUUCCCAGUCCCAGCCUGGUAGCCGGUCCAGUUCUCCGGGUAAGCUGUUAGGAAGCGCCUAUGGUGGCCUGAGCGGUGGAACAUCCAGAGUCCAGCAGGUGCCAUCGUCUUCAGAGAAGCGCAGCAAGAUUCCUCGGAGCCAGGGAUGCAGUCGAGAGACGAGUCCCAGCAGAAUAGGACUAGCACGGAGCAGUCGUAUCCCCCGACCCAGCAUGAGUCAGGGGUGCAGCCGUGAUACCAGCCGUGAGAGCAGUCGAGAUACAAGUCCUGCUCGGGGCUUUCCUCCACUUGACCGGUUUGGGCUUGGACAGCCAGGCAGAAUGCCUGCUUCUGUGAAUGCCAUGCGAGUCCUGAGCACAAGCACAGAUCUGGAGGCUGCCGUGGCUGAUGCACUGCUGUUAGGAGACUCCAGGAGCAAGAAAAAGCCAGUGAGAAGAAGAUAUGAACCCUACGGGAUGUACUCCGACGAUGAUGCUAACAGCGAUGCAUCAAGUGCUUGCUCUGAGCGCUCUUAUGGUUCCAGGAAUGGGGGCAUUCCACACUACCUACGGCAGACUGAAGAUGUGGCUGAGGUCCUGAACCACUGUGCCAGUUCCAACUGGUCUGAAAGGAAAGAGGGACUCAUAGGUCUUCAAAACUUACUGAAGAGCCAGCGGACUCUGAGCCGAGUCGAGUUAAAAAGGCUAUGUGAAAUAUUUACUCGCAUGUUUGCUGACCCUCACAGCAAGAGAGUCUUCAGCAUGUUUCUGGAAACCCUGGUUGAUUUCAUCAUCAUUCAUAAAGAUGACUUGCAGGAUUGGCUUUUUGUUCUCCUGACCCAAUUGCUAAAGAAAAUGGGAGCAGAUUUGCUGGGGUCUGUGCAAGCAAAAGUUCAGAAAGCUCUGGAUGUCACCAGAGAUUCUUUUCCAUUCGAUCAGCAAUUUAACAUUUUGAUGAGGUUUAUUGUAGAUCAGACCCAAACACCAAAUCUGAAGGUUAAAGUUGCCAUCCUGAAGUAUAUCGAGUCCUUGGCAAGGCAAAUGGAUCCAACAGACUUUGUGAACUCCAGCGAGACAAGACUUGCCGUAUCUAGAAUUAUAACUUGGACAACAGAACCAAAGAGCUCAGAUGUAAGAAAGGCAGCACAAAUAGUCCUGAUUUCUCUUUUUGAAUUGAACACUCCUGAGUUUACCAUGUUACUUGGUGCCUUGCCAAAAACAUUCCAGGAUGGUGCUACCAAGCUCCUGCAUAACCACCUCAAGAACUCCAGUAACACCAGUAUGGGUUCUCCCAGCAAUACCCUUGGUCGAACUCCUUCCCGGCACUCCAGCAGCAGAACUAGCCCCUUAACUUCACCUACCAACUGUUCCCAUGGUGGGCUGUCUCCAAGUAUGCUGGAUUAUGACACGGAGAACCUAAAUUCUGAUGAAAUCUACAGCUCUCUUCGUGGAGUCACAGAAGCAAUUGAAAAAUUUAGUUUCCGUAGUCAAGAGGACCUGAACGAGCCAAUCAAACGUGAUGGAAAGAAAGACUGUGAUAUUGUGUCUCGAGAUGGUGGCCUUGCUGUGCCUGCCAGUGAUGUCCGUGGAAACAGUGACAUUGUGGAAGGUGGAAGGAUGGCUCUAGAUAACAAAACCUCACUUCUUAACACCCAGCCUCCCCGCGCCUUUUCAGGGCCUCGCGCUCGAGAAUAUAACCCUUAUCCUUAUGCUGACACAAUUAACACUUAUGACAAGACUGCCCUGAAGGAAGCAGUAUUUGAUGACGACAUGGAUCAGCUUCGGGAUGAAGUACCCAUUGACCAUUCAGAUUUGGUGGCUGAUCUUCUGAAAGAACUUUCCAACCAUAAUGAACGAGUGGAAGAACGGAAAGGAGCUCUCCUGGAACUGCUAAAGAUUACAAGGGAAGAUAAUCUUGGAGUUUGGGAGGAACAUUUCAAAACCAUUUUGCUCUUGCUGCUGGAAACACUUGGAGACAAAGAUUAUUCAAUAAGAGCCCUGGCGCUGCGAGUGCUGCGAGAGAUCUUGCGGAACCAGCCAGCAAGGUUUAAGAACUAUGCUGAGUUGACUAUCAUGAAAACACUGGAAGCACAUAAGGAUUCCCACAAGGAGGUCGUCAGAGCUGCUGAGGAAGCUGCUUCUACCCUGGCGAGUUCCAUCCACCCUGAGCAAUGCAUCAAGGUGCUUUGCCCCAUCAUUCAGACUGCAGAUUAUCCAAUCAACUUAGCUGCCAUAAAAAUGCAGACAAAAGUCAUCGAGAGGAUUUCCAAGGAAUCAUUGCAUCAACUCCUUCCUGAUAUCAUCCCUGGGUUGUUACAGGGUUAUGACAACACGGAGAGCAGCGUCCGUAAGGCGAGUGUGUUUUGCCUGGUGGCGAUUUACUCAGUAAUUGGAGAAGAACUGAAACCUCAUCUCGCACAACUCACGGGAAGCAAGAUGAAGCUAUUAAACUUGUACAUAAAGAGGGCCCAGACCACCAACAGCAACAGCAGUUCCUCUUCAGAUGUUUCAACGCACAGUUAAUGGAGAUAUGUGGACAAGUGUAGACUUAGAAGCAAUCAACGGUGCCUCUCAGAGACCUUUCUGCUACUCUUCACUGGCGUGCUCCAUCAGCUCAAGGAGGCCAUGCAGAUACUGCAAUCAGUAUUUUAGUCCCUUUAAAAACUUUUAUGUAGAAUCUUACUGGUAUUGAAUGUAAAGGAAGCAAGGUCUGUGGUGUAGUCUUUAUUAAAAGUGAACAACAGAAAGCCAUGCUUAAA